Molecule: messenger RNA, 6181 nt
Organism: Loxodonta africana (African savanna elephant)
Lineage: Eukaryota; Metazoa; Chordata; Mammalia; Proboscidea; Elephantidae
Gene: FNIP2
Product: folliculin interacting protein 2
Exons: 19
Coding region: 216-3710 (1164 amino acids)
Cellular component (GO): cytoplasm
Molecular function (GO): ATPase inhibitor activity; protein-folding chaperone binding
Source: RefSeq, a predicted model, not a curated record
GGAUGCAUCUGACUUCCUAAGUCCUUGAGGGCUUAAUUUACGUAACAAAUGAGUGUUCCUUUUUUUCCCUCUAACUUUUGAAAGAGGAAAUACGUAGGCUGCUGCCAAGUAGCUUGUCUCACUACUGUGUAGGGAGUGAACAAUCAUUCAGAGCUGCCAGUCACGCGGGAUAGCCCUUAAAUGACAAAGGACCUUCAAAAAUUGUGUCGAAGUCCAUGUGGAUGGUCAGGAAGAACGUGAAACUGCUCAGGGAAUGUGUGGUGGCGCGGCGAAGACCACAAACAGGCCAGGGGCCUGGCAAGAGUCAGCCAGAUGUUUGGUCGUGUUCAGAAUUUGACCUGAACGAGAUUCGCCUGAUCGUUUACCAGGACUGUGAGAGGAGAGGCAGACAAGUCUUGUUUGACUCUAAAGCUGUUCACAAGAUUGAAGAGGUGGCAGCCCAGAACACGGAGGAUGACCCUCUUAAAAUGUCAGCCAAGUGCUGUCACGGAAGUGGCAGUAUGAACAGCAGCAUCAGCAGCAGCAGCAGCAGUCUGUCUUCCCAUGGUUCUUCUGGGGGAUCUUUACAGCAUGCCAAGGAGCAGCUCCCAAAGUACCAGUACAUGAGGCCGGCUUCUGAUGUCAACAUGCUGGGAGAGAUGAUGUUUGGCUCAGUAGCCAUGAGCUAUAAAGGCCCCACCUUAAAGAUACACUAUAUACGCUCCCCUCCACAACUGAUGAUUAGUAAAGUCUUCUCUGCGAGAAUGGGCAGCUUCUGUGGGAGUACAAAUAACUUGCAAGACAGCUUUGAAUACAUCAACCAAGAUCCUAAUUUGGGAAAACUGAACACAAACCAGAAUAGCUUGGGUCCUUGUCGUACUGGAAGUAACCUAGGUCUGUUGCAGGCAUGCAGCGGCAAACUGCUGCAGGGGCUGGCUGAAGGAGGACCUCUCCGGCUCACCCGGAGUGCUUCUUUCUUUGCAGCACACAGCACGCCAGUUGACAUGCCAAGCAGAGGACAAAAUGAAGACAGGGACAGUGGCAUUGCUCGAUCAGCCUCGCUCAGCAGCCUGUUGAUCACACCUUUCCCAUCUCCAAGCCCCUCCACAUCCUCUUCCAGUAGUUACCAGCGCCGCUGGCUUCGAAGUCAGACAACGAGUUUGGAAAAUGGCAUCGUCCCAAGGAGGUCAACUGACGAGACGUUCAGCUUGGCUGAAGAAACCUGCAGUUCUAACCCAGCCAUAGUUCGGAGGAAGAAAAUUGCCAUAAGUAUCAUCUUUUCCCUGUGUGAGAAAGAAGAAGCACAAAGAAAUUUCCAGGACUUCUUUUUUUCUCAUUUCCCGCUGUUUGAAUCUCACAUGAACAGACUGAAGAGUGCAAUUGAAAAGGCCAUGAUCUCCUGUAGGAAGAUAGCAGAAUCCAGUCACCGAGUCCAGUUUUACAUUAGCCGCCUGAUGGAAGCCCUGGGAGAAUUCAGAGGGACUAUCUGGAACUUGUAUUCUGUUCCAAGGAUAGCAGAACCCAUAUGGCUUACCAUGAUGUCCAGCACUUUGGAAAAAACCCAGCUCUGCCAGCGCUUUCUCAAGGAGUUUACCCUUCUGAUAGAACAGAUCAACAAAAACCAGUUUUUUGCUGCCUUACUGACUGCAGUGCUAACCUACCACCUGGCCUGGGUACCGACUGUCAUGCCUGUUGACCACCCUCCCAUUAAAGCCUUCUCGGAGAAACGCACCUCCCAGUCCGUGAACAUGCUGGCCAAAACACACCCGUAUAACCCUCUCUGGGCGCAGCUGGGUGAUCUGUAUGGAGCCAUAGGAUCUCCAGUGCGGCUGACUCGCACCGUGGUGGUGGGAAAGCAGAAGGAUUUGGUCCAGCGCAUACUUUAUGUCCUGACGUACUUUCUUCGUUGCUCUGAGCUACAAGAGAACCAGCUAACCUGGAGUGGUCAUCAUGGUGAAGGCGACCAGGUGUUAAAUGGGAGCAAGAUCACAACAGCCCUGGAGAAGGGCGAAGUAGAGGAGUCAGAGUACGUGGUAGUGACGGUGAGAAGUGAGCCUGCUCUCAUACCCCCUGUCCUGCCCCUAACGACAGCUCAGAGAAGGAACCUCGGACCCACAGGGUUGGCUGGGACCCCAGAGGGCACUGCCAUUACAGACCUGUGUCCCAACUUGGACAAAGAAGAAAGCAAAAGGCCAGAGAAGAGUUCUAAGGCCUGUAGUGUGGGAUUCCAGGAGCCAGCUCUGGGCAGCUCUUGGCAACAUCAAGGCACAUUUUGUGGGGAUGAAGGAUGUGAGAAGGAGGUACCACAAGAUGGGUCUUUGAGACUGUCCAAUUCUGAGGUUCUGGAGGCAGGACCGAAAGUCAGCCAACAGACUGCCCAUGAGGAGUCGAAAGGGGAGAUGCCUGCGAAGCUGUCAGACCGUUCAGUGGCCCGGCCUUGCCCUGACAGACAUGCACGGGAGAAGGCCGCCUUAGAAAAGGUCACUUUCCAAAUUGGAAGCUCUGUGUCUCCAGAGUCUGACCUUGAAAGUCGCACAAAGAAAAUGGAGGAGCAGCUAAAGGCCUGUAGACAGUGUCCAGAGUCGGCUGGCAGUCCCUGGGCUCAGUCCAGGGUGGCCGCUGCUGUGGCUCAGGAUCAGCAGGUUUCCAGGUGCUCCUUUAAGCCUGGCUUUCGGAAGAGCGUCUGCUGUCCUCAGAAUCAGUCUUCUGAGGAGGAUGAAGGCGAAUUUGACAGGUGCUUUGCUGAGGACCGAAACAUCAGAACUAAUGUGGCGGCAGGUGUGGCGGGUCAGCCGAGCCAGCCCGCUGACCCACUGGCGCCCCCCGACCUUGCUGCCGGCACUGCAGAGAGCGUGCUGGGGAAGACGGGCGGUCUGUGUCUGAAGGAUGCAGAGGCGCCUUUGUUGGAGCCUGUCCCAAACAGGCGUGUACAGCAGGACUCGGGCUUCUCCGUUGCUGCAGAUAUCCCCUGUGGGGAUGCCAACAGGAGGGCAGACUUCAGAACUGAAGCAGACAUUCCCAGAAACGAAAGCUCAGAUAGCGCUCUCGGAGACAGUGAUGAUGACACGUUUGCUUCGGCCACACAGAGUCUAGGUCACUGUGGUGACUGGACUGAAGCGUCCUUGGAGGUGGAACUGCCUCUGCCAAGGUCUCAGAGCAUCAGCAACCAGAGUGUCAGAAACUUCGGCCGGUCGCUUUUGGCGGGCUACUGCCCCACGUACACGCCUGAUCUGGUGCUUCAUGGAACCAGCAACGAUGAGAAGCUGAAGCAGUGCCUGAUGGCUGACCUGGUCCACACGGUGCAUCACCCAGUGCUUGAUGAGCCGAUAGCUGAAGCUGUGUGCAUCGUCGCAGACACAGAUAAGUGGAGUGUGCAGGUAGCCACCAGUCAGAGGAAGGUGGCGGAUGGUGUGAAGCUGGGACAGGAUGUCUUGGUGUCAAGUCAGGUGUCCAGUUUGCUUCAGGCAGUGUUGCAGCUUUACAAGCUUCACUUCCCUGCUGAUUUUGCGCAAUGGUCUAGAAGAAAACUGUGUAUGAUGGAAUUAUCCUUGCCAAAAGCCAUCAAGUGUGUUAUGAAGCUGCUCUGGCAUCUCUGCCUGCCAAACCCAAAAGCGUUUGCCUCUGGUGAAAGACACAGUGUGUCAUGCAUCUUGAAGACAGACUGCAGGAGAUGUACUUUAAAAGUAAAAUGCUGUCUGAAUAUCUUCGGGGACAUACACGAGUCCAUGUGAAAGAAUUGGGUGUUGUACUGGGGAUUGAAUCUAAUGACUUGCCCCUGUUGACUGCUAUUGCCAGUACUCAUUCUCCUUAUGUGGCUCAAAUACUCUUAUAAAGCUCAGGACCAUUCUUCCUUGGAAGAAAAAAAAUCAAGUUCUCAACUGAAGGAGAAAGAAAGAAGCUCUUUGUGACGUUAGUAGCGUAAGAAGAGCAAGCAAGAACCGUCAUUCCACCGUUUGUUUUUUGUUUUUUUGCUUUUCAGUGAUGCUUUGUUGGAAGACUUUAGGUUUACUUGACUUAAUGGCAUUUGUGUUUUUUAUGAACACCUUAGGCCUCUUGUUACCCAUGAGUCAACGGAGAGAGUGACCUUUUCUGGUAGGAGGAAAAAUAAGCACUACAGUGAACAUGAAAGCUGUUGGUCCUGCUGCCUUGUGCUGUUGGGACAGAAUAAGGACAAGUGAUAAUGGCUUGUUCACAUUUUCGGUAACUUUGGAGCAGCAAGAUAAACUAUGUACACAUCAUUCCAGUAUGAAAAUGUUUCAGAGUUGAGGCAUGAGCUCUUCAAGCUGGAGAAAGCAUAUUUUGCUAUCUCAAGAAGACCACCGGAACGGUAACUUGAGAAAUCCACAGUGUGCCAUCUCUUGCUCUGGUGGCUGUAGGUGCUGUGUGAUACAAAACUUGAAAGAGGUUUGCCUGCUGGAAAGAGAGUGCUUUAAGGACCCACUGUUUUCAUUUCUUCUUGGAGUUUACGUUGUUGCAGAUGCAGCCACAGGUAGGGUAGGGAUGGAUUGGUGGGGCAGGGUCUUUACCAUAAACCCAAGCUACAUAGCAUCUUAAUCCCACCAUGAUGGAGUCUGUAGCAGCAGAUGGUGCAGUCUGACAGCAGGUGUUUUAUCCUUGUACUUCAGAGCUUUCAGCAGCCUUUUUAAGAGAGGCCAUUUACCAAAGUUAUUUCUGUAAGAGUGUUUCUGUUGGUAAAUUCUCCCAGCCGAAGCCACUUUCUUCCUAUGAUAGUUAAUGCAAAUGACUAUUUAUACUUUAAAAGGCACAGCUGUCCUAGUGAGAAAUGAAACUACAAGGGUUCAGGAUGACUAAUGAAAGUAAUUAAGUUUGAACAUUUAGAAAUGAUCCACUUAUGAUCUCACUUUUUACAUUAUCUUUGUGCCUUGUAAUUCCUACAUUAAAAAAAACAAAAACCUUUCUAGAAGUUAACUUACCCGUUGUAUAAAACCUGCCAAAAUGAAAAUUUAUUCAUUAGUAUAGUUCACUUUAAAAACAAAAUAAUUUUCCGUUAAUAUAAAACAAAUUUUACUUAGUUUACUGCCUGUGAAACAGACUAUGUGCUGACAUGCAGAGUAUAAUAAAAGACAUUAAAAAAAAUUAAGCAUUAAAAGAGAGGCGUUAAUCUAGUCAGGGGAAAACACUGUUAACACUGAGUGCAUUUAACUAUAAUCAGGCUCUGGUUUGCUUUCACUGUUUCUUGCUGAAUUAAUUCCAGACCUUUCCAUCUCUCCUUCGUACCUAAGAACAUGAAGUAAGUUCCCUCUCAGGAGGCAGAGUGACUGCGGAAUUUCUCUGUGGUAAAACCCUGACCCUAAACACAAGUUAUGUCCGUUUGUUUUGUUCUUUGACAUAUACAUGGUAGAUACUUGUUUGAAAGCGUGUAUCAGCAGUACCAGAGGGGAAACUGGAGGAAUUCUAGGAAAGAUGGGUCAGGACUGCUGCCUUCCCCUCUGUCUCUCUGAUGUAAAGUGUAAAUGGGUGCACUGAGGCUCUUAGGAUCUUUAAUUUUCAUGUUUGUGUCUGUCUUUCGUAAAAUUGAAGUUUUCCGUUCUUUUAAUAUUUUUGUAUUUCCAUUAGCCUAACAUUUGAGUUUGGUGUUUUAAAUUCUCUAAUUCCAUGUCACCAUUGUUUGCAGAAAGAGAAUGAACCUCACCUGUGGCUCGGCCCACUCCUUGUUGAUCUGUCAGUGUGUGUGAAUACCUUGGAACUGCUGAUGGUACACCUUUCGCACCUGUACCAGUUUAAAGCAUUCCCUCGUUUCGGGUUCCCUUUGCUUGUUUACACAUUUUGGGCACUUUUCCUCAUUCACCACCUUUCAGGGUUUCAUAGACAAUAACUCAAUGUAAAGUCAGUUCAGUUAUAAUGUGAACCUAGUGGCGUGUUGAAGUUUACCCCAUAUAGGGGGAAGUUGAGCUUUAAGUGACUGAUUCUAAACUCUACACAUGAAAGAUUUAGCCCAGUCCCCCCGAAGCCUGAGCAAUAUUAAUUUGCUUCUUAAUUUCAUGUUCCACAACUCUCUCUUGGAGAAACGUCUGCUGGAAAACUACAGGUGGGUCAUAUGUGGGUCAGUGCUUAAUCCUUGAAUCUGUUGCCUGCAAAAACAGACCGAGAAUGUUGCUGCUCUUUUAUAAUCCUCUUUAAAUAACAUUCAGAUUUUGUCUUAAAUCAGCUUCUUUCCAAAAGUGAAAAAAAAAAAGAAAAA